Messenger RNA from Pelagomonas calceolata, 1973 nucleotides. Lineage: Eukaryota; Pelagophyceae; Pelagomonadales; Pelagomonadaceae. The record is from the annotation of a GenBank genome assembly.
CACUAGCGAACAGUAAAACCUGCUUUGGAAGCUGCGCUACUCGCGCACACGUGCAGCGCGACGCUGCGCCGCGGCGAAAGACGCAGCGGUGUGGCUGCGGUAGCAGCUCAGCAUAACUUCGCGCGCAUUAAUUGGGCCAAAAAUGCCACACAACACCAAGUCUUGACCCAGCGGCGACACAGCGCUCGCGAGGAGCAAGCCGCGCGAAAGACACACAGCGCUCGCGGAGGAGCAAGCCGCGCGAAAGGCUCACAAAAAAAAUGCGCUGCAACCUCAACGCCUGCGUCGUCGCGCUCUGCGUCUUCACGAUCGGGCUGCACGUCUACCUCCACACGCACCAGCGCGAAGCAUUACGACCGGCACCGGAGGUGCGGGACCACCACCGGCCAAAGCCGCCCCGUCCCCCAAGAUCACCGUCGCGAAUCAGAGUCUCAAAAUGGGGCGGUCGCAUAAGAAUAGGACGGUCCAGGCAAAACCGAGAAAAGGACCGGGCCAUCGGCAAGGCCUCGAUGUGGGACCGGAGAUAUGCGCACUCGCCGCGGCCGCCGCACAACGCGACUGUGGACGACUGGCUGCCUCAGUUCGGCGGCGUCUGUACGCCCACCGGAGAAGACGAGGACGAUGACUCAUUACCGGAGGACCAGAACGCUCGAUCAUUGUUCAAAUCGACGCAAAAUCGCAUCAAGGCCUUUGAGCUCGUGAAGCACGCCCAGCGACGGCGACCGGCUUUUUCCGAAGAAUUCAUGUUACCGGACGGCUGCGUGCCUUUGCAUAAGCGGACGUGGCGCGAGGCCUUCGAGGCGGACCGCAAGAAGCCGCAGGAGAAGCUUGGCGACUUAGAUGACGUCGCCGGGGAUGAUGCUGAUGAUGAUCAGAAUAACGAGUGUAGCGCGGCGGCGUGCCUGCCGAACUUGUUUCUGAUUGGCGCGUCGAAGUCCGGUACGACAACGCUCUAUGAAGCUCUGGCAGCGCACCCACGCAUCGCCCCCAUGUAUCCGGAGCCCCAUACCCACGGCGAGACGCACGUCUGGAGCCCGCCCCAAGGGACGAACAUCAUGCGGCACGACGGCGAGAACACGUUACGAGCGUUGCGGCGGGCCUUACCUCUACAGCGGAAAUCGUUAGCGAAGAAGGCUUUACAAGGGAGAUGGCGUCUUGAGAAUUCUAGGGAUGGUCCAUACUUCAUACUAGAGUACACGCCCCAUUACUUGGUGUUGGGCGGUCUGCGAGACAAGAUCUGCUCGUCUCUCCAAUUAGGCAAUGUAAACUGUAUGAACGCGAGGUACAUCGCCAUGCUCCGGGAUCCUGCCAAGAGAGCUUUCAGCCAGUACGUCAUGAAGACGCACAUGCGCGUCGCGUUGUAUAAUGACAAAAGGACGUUCUGGAAGGCGGUCACCGACGGCAUGAAGCAUACGGCGGACUAUUCAAAGUGCUGGGACGACGCUCUGGGUUUAUCGGUGAACGAGUCCGCAGCACAUGAGGUGGCCUGGACGCGAAGUGAGAAGAUCGGCGACCUAGCUUCCGGAAGGUGCGCCCCCAUCAACUUCCACGGGAACCUCUUCCAGGCCUACGUGCUGAAGUCGGCUUAUUAUUAUCAACUGCUGCCCUGGUUCGCGCACUUCCCUUCGCGCGUCUACGUUGAUGUGUUAGAACGCUUCGACGAUGCGGCUAUACAAAGAAUGGUGGCGUGGCUCGAACUCCCCUACGUCGGCGAGAACGGCUACAAAGAUCAGGAGGCGGUCGUCGCAUUGGCGGGCGCGAAGCGCAAUGUGGCCAGAGACGGCGGCGUCUCGGCUUUGAGCGACGAGCACGCGGCGGCGCUCGAUGACUUUUUUCGACCGAUGAACCGCAAGCUCGAUUUGUUACUGGGGCGGCGGACGGGCUAUCCGGUCUAAUCGCGUCGACGGCGUCUGCUCGAUGGCGUGGUGGCGGCGACGCGCGACGCCGCGGACUCGUCUGCUCGAUGGCGGCCC